Molecule: messenger RNA, 784 nt
Organism: Phalaenopsis equestris
Lineage: Eukaryota; Viridiplantae; Streptophyta; Magnoliopsida; Asparagales; Orchidaceae
Exons: 4
Coding region: 1-480 (159 amino acids)
Cellular component (GO): Golgi apparatus
Molecular function (GO): glycosyltransferase activity
Source: RefSeq, a predicted model, not a curated record
AUGUCCAUUUCUAAUUUAUAUUUUGCUAAUUGUUGGGCCUCAGCCAUUCCGGCCUUACUUGGGUCCCUCCCUCUCCUCUCCCGGCUUCGCUCAAAACCAUGGCCUUCUUCACCGAACGCUCACGAUACAGUCGCAGUUAAAUCUAGCGGGGAAGAAGGCAACCAUGGUAUCGCGGCUUACAAAGACCUUCAAAACUCUCAUCUUUCGCCGCCUUCUGGUCCGCACCUACCAGAAACCAUUGAGGAAGGCUUUCUUCAAAUCACAUCUCGGAGGCCGAGGCAUCACCUUGAUAUCUCAGAACAAGGCUAUAAUGUGAUGUAUAAGGAUGUGGAUAUGGUUUGGCUUUCCGAUCCUUUCCCUUAUCUAGAAGGGCACCAUGACAUUUACUUCACCGAUGAUAUGGCUGUGGUGAAGCCUUUGAAUCAUUCUCUUGGCUUGCCACAACCCGGGAAGAAAGGCAGAACAUAUAUUUUGAGAUAAGCCCAUCCAGGUCCAACCCCCUUUAAUGAAUCCUUGCAGGUGGAUAUGUAUUUUCUCCCUCAGGUUGCUUUCCCAUCAGGAGGUCUCUACUUCAAAAAUGAAACAUGAGUCAAGGCAACUCAAGGGAAGCAUGUGAUCAUUCACAACAACUAUAUUACUGGCUUUGAUGAGAGGAUUAAAUUUUUUUUGUGAUUCCAGGCUCUAGUUGGCUGAUAAUUAUGCUCGUGAGUCACUGCUUGGAUGAAUAUGUUAAAAAGAUGAAUCUUUGCCCAUUUGUUUGCAAAAUGUAGCUGCGGAUUUCGUU